UAUAUGAUCUGGAAGGAAUACGAUGCAGUCACAAAGGAAGUUGAUAUUAUGGUUAAUCCCAAAGAAAUCUCCAAUUUUGAGGAUCUCUUGAAGGUCUAUGGCUUCCAAGCCGAAAUCUUUAUCGAUAAUGUACAAGAAUUAAUCGAUGAAGAGGAUAAGGCUGCCGAAUUAUCGCCCGAUAAUGGAGAACUAACAUGGACUCGUUAUUACGAAUUGGAAGACAUUGAAAAAUGGUUGGAUGGCAUUUUGGACAAAUACCCACAAGUCACCGAAGGUUUCGCCAUUGGCAAAUCAUAUGAAGGUCGUACCAUUCGUGGUAUUAAGAUCUCAUAUAAGACUGGCAAUCCUGGUAUCUUCAUUGAGUCAAAUAUUCAUGCUCGUGAAUGGAUAACAUCAGCCACCGCCACAUGGUUCAUCGAUCAAUUGUUGACCUCUACCGAUCCUGAAGUGAGAAAUUUGGCUGAAAACUAUGAUUGGUAUAUUAUUCCUGUGUUCAAUGUUGAUGGUUUCGAAUAUACUCACAGAACUGAUCGUAUGUGGCGCAAGACUCGUCAACCUGUCUCAACCUCCAACUGUAUUGGUACCGAUCCCAAUCGUAAUUUUGCCUUCCAAUGGAUGGUAAACGGUGGUGCUUCCUCCAAUCCCUGUUCCGAAACUUAUGGUGGUCCAGAACCAUGGUCUGAACCUGAAGUUAAAGCCCUGGCUGAUUAUGUUACCUCUAUUAAGGAUAAGAUUAACAUUUAUUUGGCCUUCCAUUCGUAUGGCCAGUGGUUGCUGUCUCCCUAUGGUCACACCACAACUGAAUUCCCAGAAAACUAUGAUGACAUUUUGGAUAUUGGUGAAGCUUUUAAAAAUGCAAUUUUGGAGUUGCCAUAUAAGACUGAAUAUGUACAUGGUUCCACAGCGACUGUUUUGUAUGUUGCCUCUGGCUCCAGUGUCGAUUGGGUUUUCAAUGAUUUGGAUGUUAAAAUUGGCUAUACCAUUGAGUUCCGUGACAAGGGUCGUUAUGGUUUCAUCUUACCUCCAGUACAAAUUUUACCCAAUUGCCAAGAAUUAAUGGCUGGUAUGAAGGCCUUGGUAUCGAAAUCUAAAGCUUUGGGUUAUGUGUAA
Messenger RNA from Musca vetustissima, 1110 nucleotides. RefSeq names its product zinc carboxypeptidase-like. The transcript has 4 exons. Bases 4 to 1110 code for a protein of 368 amino acids. NCBI's taxonomy places the organism in Eukaryota, Metazoa, Arthropoda, Insecta, Diptera, Muscidae. Gene Ontology annotation, biological process: proteolysis. Gene Ontology annotation, molecular function: metallocarboxypeptidase activity; zinc ion binding. The record is from RefSeq and is a predicted model, not a curated record.